Cercopithifilaria johnstoni is the source of this 483-nucleotide messenger RNA. Lineage: Eukaryota; Metazoa; Nematoda; Chromadorea; Rhabditida; Onchocercidae. The record is from the annotation of a GenBank genome assembly.
AUGUUGCUCUGCUUAUGUGCUUUGGUACAUUCACAGCUGAUACAGUUAGCGCAAAGCACCGUGAGAUGCUUUUGCGACAAACAAAACUGUGAAGAUUCGUUGAUUUGUACGGGCGAGUUGUGCUUGAUUGGAUUUCGCAGUGAUGAUAGUCAAACACAUAUGGAACAGCUAUGUAGCAAUACAGGUGAUGCAAAAGUUCUGGCUAAAUGUCAGCACAAUUGGAAUGAAUGGCAAGAGGUUUGCGCUUGCGAAGAAGAUUUUUGCAAUACAUUUGCAUAUUUGCGCGGUUCCAUUGAGGAAGAAAACAGUGAUAAUUUGGCUGAUUCACAACGGUCAAAUUUGAUUGAGGAACAAUCAUCAAUAAACUCAUUGGGAAGACGUCGUAGCAGUAAUUUGAUUAUUCUGCUGGUGAUUAUCCCGUUGUCAGUUGGCGCUCUGGCGGUAUGGCUUAUUUUUAUCAACUACCACUGCAAGAUGUGUUGA